Messenger RNA from Sclerotinia trifoliorum, 1057 nucleotides. Lineage: Eukaryota; Fungi; Ascomycota; Leotiomycetes; Helotiales; Sclerotiniaceae. The record is from the annotation of a GenBank genome assembly.
CAUGAGUGAAUUACAUUCCACUACCUACCUACAUAUAUACUUCAAUUAGGUAAUGUUAGCAAAUAUUAUUUCGUAUCCAUUUUCGGGGGCUUAAAAGUCUCAAUUUGUUUUCAACGUAGCGAAUUCAAAGGCACUUAGUAAAAAGAUGCUUCUCACAUCCGGUCAAGUCUCAGUUGCAAUAUCUUCUUUUAUUGGUACGUGCCAGCAUCCUUUUGCCGCAUUCCUAAAAGACUAUCUCACACACACUAUUACAAUGCCAUCCCAUCUCAAAUGGCCAUGAUUUAAAACUAACCCGAAAGCCUUCAGUGUUUUUCUUUACUACAGCCCUCUUCCUCUCCGGCUAUGUCCUCCAACAGCAAACGGUGCGCGACCUGAGAGAGGCUAUUAAACCCCAGUUUCAGGCAAAAUUGGUAGGGCUGGAGGUUUCAAAUAACUUGAAUAUGAAUGCCGAUAGGAGUGGAAGGAAAGGUCAGGUGGAAGUUUUCCUGCCAAAAAAGUUUGAGGUGGAAGAGGAGCGGGGAGAUGAUGUGAAAGUGGGGAUUAAAAGAGACAUGGAAGCCGAAUGGGAUGGAGUGAUCGGAGAAAGAAAGAAAGUCGAAAAGACGAGGAGUGGGAAAACUAAAGACUGGAGUGGCAUUGAGGAAAGGCUCAUUGAGCCACAGAAGAAACAUGGAGUUGAGGAAGAGGAAGAUCCUGAGUCGAUAAAUGAUACGGGAAGCAUUGCAAGGGAAGAAAGAGAAAUCACAGUUCCGGAGAAGCCUUUAAGUCGUGCAGAAAGGAGGAGAAAGAUCAAAGAAGACCUCUUGACAUCUGGAGAAGGGGAAACUUUCACUGGGUAUCGGAGGCGUGUUCCGGGAGUCUGAGUUUGACAUGGGAACUUCGGUGUAUGGAUAGGAGAUUGUAUUUUAUGAUAUGAUGUUGUAAAUUUUUGGAUUUUAGCGUUUGGGACUGUUGUUUAGUAGAUCACAGAAUCAAAGACAGUAAAUGUGUCUUCAUUAGUUCUACGAAUGGAUAUAGGAUGACAUAAGAAAGAGUUAGUGGUAAAUUAUAAAGGGUA